This is a messenger RNA of Stegodyphus dumicola, 2260 nucleotides long. RefSeq names its product ornithine decarboxylase-like. The record is from RefSeq and is a predicted model, not a curated record. Gene Ontology annotation, molecular function: ornithine decarboxylase activity. Lineage: Eukaryota; Metazoa; Arthropoda; Arachnida; Araneae; Eresidae. Gene Ontology annotation, cellular component: cytoplasm.
CUUCCGAGUGUUUUGGAUGCUUGUUUCUUGCAGCAAUAUAAGUGUACUUGUAGUUGCUGCAAACCUGGAUCUCCUUUCUUUCUUUAGCGUUGAUUCUUAAAAUUUUCACCAUUCCGCCAAUAAAUAUUUUAGAAGUCCACGGGUGGGAAGCUUCUCAUCAGGGAAGGCUUGCCUUCACGUUCCCAGUAGUUUUCCUUCUAACAUACGAGUGCGAGGGUGGUCCACCUUGGGAUACCAGCUGACUAGACCUACGAAGCUGAGUGUUAGCCAUCUUUAAAGCAUUUCCUGGAAUCUUCCAUUACUUUACUGCAUUUUCUGUAUCUUCUCAAGUGAAUUUUCCUGUGUAUUAAAAAUGAAAUCUCCUUUGGGAACCCCAUCUGUCGAAAUCGUCACCGACAAAAAUGCCUUCGAUGUAGUGACAGAAAUUGUCAAUCAUACAGAUCAAGAGGAACCCUUCUUUGUGACAGAUCUGGCAGAUAUUGUUUACAAAUACAAACUCUGGAAACUAAAAAUGCCUAGAAUUGAGCCUUUUUAUGCUGUCAAAUGCAAUGAAGCUCCUGCAGUGCUUCAUCUGCUGGCUGCCCUGGGUACUGGCUUUGAUUGUGCUAGCAAAGCUGAAAUUGAAAGUGUUUUGAGUAUUGGAGUAGAAUCAUCUCGAAUCAUUUACGCCAAUCCUUGCAAAACUAGUGCUUAUAUCAAGUAUGCAGCCAGUGUUGGUGUUGAUCUGAUGACAUUCGAUAAUGAAAUGGAGCUGCCUAAAGUUAAAGUUCGCCAUCCAAAUGCCAAACUAGUCAUUCGUAUUAGGGUGGAUGACAGCAGCGCCAUAUGCCAAUUAGGGCAAAAGUUUGGAUGUAAUAUCGAGGAAGUUCCCCAUCUUCUUGGAGUUGCAAAACAAUUAGAUCUGAAUGUUGUAGGUGUAAGUUUUCAUGUUGGAAGUGGGUGCCAAGAUGCAUCAGCAUAUAGAACAGCAAUUGCUUCUUGCAGACAUGUGUUUGACAUUGCAGCAGAUAUUGGGUAUAAUAUGGAGCUUUUGGAUAUUGGUGGUGGCUUUCCUGGAACCAAAGGACCCUUUAUUUCUUUUGAGGAAAUUUCUGCUGUUGUAAACCAAGCAUUAGAUGAGCAUUUCCCACCAGAAUGUGGCGUCAGGAUCAUUGCUGAGCCAGGUCGAUACUUUGUUGCAUCUGCCUUCACCUUGUGUACCAACAUCAUUGCAAAAAGAGAAGUUAUCUCUGAAGACACUAAUGAGCCUACCUGCAUGUAUUAUGUGAAUGAUGGCGUGUAUGGCUCUUUCAACUGCCUGAUAUUUGAUCAUGCUGAAGUCCAGCCUAUUCCUCUAAUUGAUUCUGAAAAUCGACCAAUUAAGAAAAGCAGUCUGUGGGGACCGACUUGUGAUAGUAUGGAUCGUAUCUUGGAGACAUGCCAUUUGCCAUUGAUGAAUGUUGGAGAAUGGUUAAUGUUUGAGAACAUGGGUGCUUAUACAAUAUGUGCAGCAUCAACUUUCAAUGGUUUCCAGAAGCCUGUCAUGAAGUGCAUCCUUCCUGUUCAUGUCUUGACAUACUUACAACAACUUCCAACUUGGUCCAAUUUACUGGAAGCUUUUGGGGAUGAAGUGCUUGAUUUUUCCAAUGCCAAUAUCAGCACUGAUUGUGAGAACAUCACCAAUGGAAAUGAUAUCUGUCUCUUGCCUCAUCCAGAAUCUGUGUCUGCCUGACUAGGCCCAUGUUAUUUUAUACCUCUAGCUACCACCUUAUCAAAUACAUAUGCUAAAUUGUUGACAUCUUCUUAGCUUCCCAUUGUUAAAUUUACAUUUUUUAUGUGUCAUGUUAAAAAUUGCUCCAUAAGUUUUUUGUUUCUGAAUUAUUUAUUCAAUGCUACAUUUGGUGAUAUUUGUACAUAAAGUUAUCCUUUCUUUCAUUUUUUUUUUUAAUAUUUCCCUACAGAGGUGGUAGCUCAAAUUAUAUGGGGGCUUUACAUUGUGUAGUUUUAAAGUUGUAGGUCUCUAGCCUGAGGUUUUUUAACAUUCCAUAUUAACUUUCUAAUUUUAUUUUUAAAAGUGCUGGUUAGGGAUUUAUGGGAAAGAACAUUUGGAAGUUUCCAGGAAAUGUUUUUUUGACAAAUGCGGCUGGCACAAAACUGCUUAUUGUUUUUCAAAGAACUUGUACAUUAUUUAAAUAAAUUUUAUGUGUAUUUAUAAAGCAUCACACUUUGUUCUGUACUCUUAAAUAAGCUGAAUAAAGUAUUUAAGGCUGUUGAUGCAAAA